Molecule: messenger RNA, 3778 nt
Organism: Sorex araneus (European shrew)
Lineage: Eukaryota; Metazoa; Chordata; Mammalia; Eulipotyphla; Soricidae
Gene: PDLIM5
Product: PDZ and LIM domain 5
Exons: 15
Coding region: 149-1942 (597 amino acids)
Biological process (GO): heart development; actin cytoskeleton organization; muscle structure development
Cellular component (GO): adherens junction; stress fiber; filamentous actin
Molecular function (GO): muscle alpha-actinin binding; actin binding
Source: RefSeq, a predicted model, not a curated record
CGGGGCCGAGGGCGCGGGAGGCGGAAGUUCCCGCGGGCUGCGCGCAGGCUGACGCCCCGGGAGUCACUUGUCAGCGCUCGUCUGAGGCAGCGGCAGCUCGGCCCGGUUUCUUUCGUUCUUUGGCGUUGGACGUUGCACCACUUGAACCAUGAGCAACUACAACGUGUCCUUGGUUGGCCCAGCUCCUUGGGGUUUCCGGCUGCAAGGUGGCAAGGAUUUCAACAUGCCCCUGACAAUCUCCAGUCUAAAAGAUGGUGGCAAGGCAUCCCAAGCCAAUGUACGAAUAGGCGAUGUGGUGCUCAGCAUUGACGGGAUAAGCGCACAUGGAAUGACUCAUCUGGAAGCCCAGAAUAAGAUUAAGGGUUGUACAGGUGCCUUGAAUAUGACUCUGCAAAGAGCAUCUGCCACGCCCAGGCCCGAGCCGGUUCCGGUCCAGAAGGGAGAACCCCAAGAAGUAGUUAAGCCUGUGCCCAUCACAUCUGCUGUGCCCAGAGCCACCCCCACUGCCAGCGCGGCCUACAAUAAGGCACCACGGCCCUUUGGCUCCGUGUCUGCACCCAGGGUCACGUCCAUCCCGUCACCAUCGUCCGCCUUCACCCCCGCCCAUGCGACCUCCUCAUCCCACGCUUUCCCUGCUGCCACCCCCCCGCCCGCGGCGUCCGGACUGCACGCUAGCGCCGUUCUCGGUGCCGAGCAGCGCGCGCCCGGCCUGGCCGCUGGCAAACCCGCAGUUACUGUCCCACGGCAGCCCGCAGUCACCAGCGCGUGUUCCGAGACUGCCCAGGAGCUAGCGGAGGGACAGAGAAGAGGAUCCCAGGGGGACAGUAAACAGCAAAAUGGUAACCCUGGCAGCAUGAAAAUCCCUCCUAAACGCCCCCCGAGAAAGCACAUUGUGGAGCGCAACACGGAGUUUUAUCACGUGCCGACACACAGUGACGCUAGCAAGAAGAGGCUGAUCGAGGACACUGAGGACUGGCACCCGCGGACGGGCACCACCCAGUCUCGCUCCUUCCGAAUCCUCGCGCAGAUCACCGGGACUGAGCACUUGAAAGAAUCUGAAACCGACAACACGAAGAAGGCAAACAGCGUCCCGGAGCCAGCACCAGCAGCGGCCUCCGCCCGGACCAUGCCGGAGAGGCCAGAGAGCCCGGCCUCGGCCCGGCCAGGAGUGGCCGGUCUCACCACUGCCGCCGCUUUCAAGCCUCUGGCCUCCACCAGCGCCAUCAAGUCACCAGGCUGGCAGCGGCCAAGCCCGGCAGCACCAUCCACGGGGAGGAUCUCCAACAACGUGCCGUCAGCCAGAGCGGCUGCCCCCGCCGGCUCCACGGGGGCCCCCGCCCCACCCGGCGAGGAGGACACGCUGGUGCAGAGAGCCGAGCACAUCCCGGCGGGGAAGCGCACGCCCAUGUGCGCCCACUGCGACCAGGUCAUCAGGGGACCAUUCCUAGUGGCACUGGGGAAGUCGUGGCACCCGGAAGAGUUUAACUGUGCUCACUGCAAAAACACCAUGGCCUCCAUUGGGUUUGUGGAGGAGAAGGGGGCUCUGUACUGCGAGCUGUGCUACGAGAAGUUCUUCGCUCCCGAGUGUGCUCGAUGCCAGAGGAAGAUCCUUGGAGAAGUCAUCAAUGCCUUGAAACAAACUUGGCACGUUUCCUGUUUUGUGUGUGUGUCGUGUGGAAAACCCAUUCGUAAUAAUGUGUUCCACCUGGAGGACGGGGAGCCCUACUGUGAGACCGAUUACUACUCCCUCUUUGGCACCAUGUGCCGUGGCUGCGAGUUCCCCAUCGAGGCUGGCGACAUGUUCCUGGAGGCUCUGGGCUUCACCUGGCACGACACCUGCUUCGUCUGCUCCGUAUGUUCUGAAAGUUUGGAAGGCCAGACCUUUUUCUCCAAGAAGGACAAGCCGCUUUGCAAGAAACAUGCCCAUUCUGUGAAUUUUUAAUAGUCAACAGUUUGGGAGGAGAGAAGGAAUUUGAAGAGUAAAAGAGAAUCAAAAAUACCAAUUACUUUUUUGAGUUAAUAUUUAUAUAAAGUUUUGAAAAAUAAUAGUGGGUCUGAAGGGAUGAAUUCCAGCUUUUAAAAGCAAGUCUAUGAGGAAAUAUUUGGCCUCAUGAAGUAAAGAGACCAUUUGACAUUUAUUAUUACUUCUCCCCUGUUUUUCUGCCUCUAAAAUAACUUUUAUAAAAAUCAAUUUCCUGGUUGACUCUUAAAUUCACGUUAGAAUAAAUUAUGGAAGAAUUAAGUUUUAAAUGAAAAAAUCCAGCCUUUAUGCUGAAAUAAUUAUAUUUUCCUUUUAUAUAGUUGUAAGUAAAUCUACAAAAGGCAAUAAAAAUGCCUUACUUUUGUCAAUAAAUGAAACAUUAUAUUUUUUAAAUUAUGCUUUUCUGUAAAGCAGUAAAUGGGAUUUUAAAUGGAACAUCAAUAGUUGGUAUCAGUUUUUGUAAAACUCUACAUUUAUUUUUGUAUCACAGUUUAUCAUUCCAAUAGGAAAGGCCAGUGAAGUUUGUGAUCAAAAUGUGUCAGGCCAAUAAGAUAUUUUUCUCAUAUUCUCCCUCCCAAAAGCCACCAUAUAGCUUAAAAAUUUUUUUUGCCUUGUAUCAAAAUAUGAGCAUUUUUGUUUACUUUAUCACCUGUAUUGGCCAAAAAAAAUUUUUUUUAUUCCAUAGUAAAAAUCUAGUUGAAUAACUUUGGACUCUGAUGGUUUUAUCUCUCUUUAAAGUGAAUAAAUAGAAGAUAAUGUGGUUAGGAACUAAAGAAAAUGAGCAUUAUAUCCAAGGUAUAUAAUGAGUAUUAUAUCCAAACCCACCACAUUUUAGAUAGUGACUAAGUUAGACUGGUUUCAGAAUUGAUCUACUGAGUGACAUUUCGAGACUUUUCUUUGCAGAUCAAUUUAUCCCCCUUAUACAUGAAAAAAAAAAAAAGAUUGGCUUGAGGAUACGAUAAGAUCUAGUUUCACUUCUUUUUGGUAGUUCUUUUCAGUAGCAAGGGAACUAAUUUCACGUGUGGCCAUGCAAUUUGGCGUACUGUCAUCCACAGAAGUUUGACAGGUGAGAGAACUUAGUGAGUGACCCAGACCGGCCCACUAUUCGUCUUCUUCACAUGAGGAAAAAUUCUGGGACGCCAUGUGAAGACACAGGGGAAAACAUGUAAAAAUCGUAGCUUCUACUAAUGUUUUCCCAUUGAGGGAACAGAUCAUGGCACUUGGUUGUUUUUCCUUUGAUUGCCAGAAUGGGUAAAAGCCCGGGAUGCUACUGAGUCAUGAUUUAAAUUGGUUUGGGGCGAGGUGCUCUCCGCGUCAGUGGCGUGUCCUCUCCGGACAGAGAGGACGUCACGCUGUGUCUGGGUGUGGGAGAGAUCUUCUCCUGCUGUCUCUUCCCUUUGGCCUUUAAAGAUGAUAUGCUAAAGUUGUGUUUGAUUAGCCAAUGACAUUGGGUAUUUUCUUCAAAGAUUUUUUUUAUUUGACCCAAAUUUUUUAUAAAAACGGUUUUACAUUAAGGGUACUAUUCUUUUCACUUAUUUCUCAAGGAGCACUGUGUCUCGUUUCUCCGGAGUGACCUUCAAGAGUUAAUGUUACUUCCUCAUUGAUCCCUUUGUCCUGGCGCUUUACCUUUCUCUUCUGUGCAGAAGCUUUAUACCUGUUCAUAAAACAGUUAAUCCCACCAAAUUAAUACUGAUUAUAAUCCAGAAGAAUCUGUGCUUUCUAGUGGGGAAUGCCAUAUUAUACACCAGCAUUAACUUUAAUAACUGACAUAGCACUUUAUUCUUCUGGUAAUCUCCC